Messenger RNA from Klebsormidium nitens, 1798 nucleotides. The record is from the annotation of a GenBank genome assembly. Lineage: Eukaryota; Viridiplantae; Streptophyta; Klebsormidiophyceae; Klebsormidiales; Klebsormidiaceae.
UUUCCAGUAUGAAGAUACACGACCAGUCAUGGAGUGGAUAUGUGCCAACCUCUCCGCAGCAAAUGUACUAACCCAACAAGAGGUUGCUCUAUACAUGGAGCUAGUGCAAGAUGGAAAGGUUCUGGAAGGGGAAGACUUGGAUGCUGCAUUUGCAAGCAUCUCAGCAUUCGAGUCGGACCGCUCCAUUGCGGACGCCGUGCUGGGGGUGGAAGAGUCUGCCAAGCUGCUGCGGGAGGAGACUGCGGCGCUGAGGGCGGAAGCGGAGGCGCUUCGGCAAAGGAGCCAGAGGAUGCUGGCACAGCGGGACCUGCUGGCGGCGCAGGACGCGGAGCUGGUGCACAAGCGCAGGGUGGUGGCCAAAACAGCGGACGCUAGUAGGAGGGCCAGGCUGGCGGCUGUAGAGGACCAGCUGGCCAAGCGGAACGCAGAGAUGAAUCAGGUUCUGGAGGACUUGGCGAGCGCGGCCGAAGAGCUGGCCGGCCACCACUCUCAGGACGGGGACCAGGUCUACCUGUCGGUCCAGGACAUGAGAAAUUUCACCUCCCAGGAUGCUAGCUGUUCGCAUCAGCUGGACGCGUACUUCACGCGCCAGUUCCACGAGGGGCCCACAGCGGUGGUGGCGCGGCAGGGCAUAGCGGACUGCUCCUGGGUCGUGCUGGAUGACCUCAGUGACCGGUUCGUCAAAGGCGAGUCAGCGUCGACGUACGCGCAGCGCGUGCUGGAGCUGCGGCGGCUGCGCGCCAUCUUUGGCAUCAGCGAGCGGCAGUGGGUGGACGCCCAGGCGGAGCGCGCGCGCCAGCGGGAGGUCCUGCGCGUCGCGCGCCUGCAGCAGGCAGAGAGCCAGCAGCCCGCACACCUGCGCAGCGGCACGGAUGCUCUGCGGCGGCGGCAGGCUGACGCAGAGGCGGCACUGUAUGGUGCGCGCGGCAAGGAGGCGGCGUUGCGGGAGGGCGCAGUCGCGGCGCUGUGCUGGGACCUGGCGGCGCUGCAGGACACGUACAUCCUGGAGGGGGACUACGACCUCAAGAUCAUGCGCCACGAGUACUACCUGCAGCAACAGAAAAAGUUCAUUGGGUACCUGGUGGCCCAGCAGGCGCGCCACCUGUUCCUGCAGCUAGCGUGCUACAUGGAGCAGUGCGGCCACCGGGGAGCCCACGACCUGCUCUGUGUCGCGCACCGGGAGGUCGAGGCACUCGUGCGGGCGACCGAGACCAGAAGUGAGCGUUGCAGCGAGUUGAAACGACUUGCGACCCAGGCGCAGGCCCCAGCGGUGAUUGACGAAAGGGAUCCCCUGCUGAGCCGACUGCGGGAUCUGCUCGGCAGCGAGAAAGAUCGGUCGGCCGGGCCCCCCUUGGCGACUGCGGACGCGCUGGUGCGGCGCCUGCGGCAGCUGCAGGGCGACGUGCGCGCGCAGCGGCGCGAGCUGGACGAGCGGCUGGCCACGGACAAGCGGGACGUCACCGCGGACCUGUACGGCCUCAUCCACCAGAUGCAGCGGCGGCUCUUCGGGGCGGCCGCGACCGUGCAGCCAGUGCUCACGCCCCCGGAGGUUCGGGACGCUCUCUCGGAACUGGAGGCGGCCAACCAGGAGCUGUCCGGGGUUAUCGAGAAGGUGUCGAACGAGCACCGCCACCGCGCCGAGAUCGUGCGGCACCACCCGCACGAGAUCGGCCUGGAACGACAGGUUUUCGUCGAUUUCUUUAGCGCGCCCGAUCGUCUGCGCGCGCAUGUUCACGAGCUUCAAGAGAGGGUACGAGCGCACGACAUAUCCGCGGACUUCCUCCAGCGGACUGCUUGA